Messenger RNA from Durusdinium trenchii, 2440 nucleotides. Lineage: Eukaryota; Dinophyceae; Suessiales; Symbiodiniaceae. The record is from the annotation of a GenBank genome assembly.
AUAGAUUCUUAAGAUACUUGCCCCUCAGGCAGACUCCAUAUUUUCAAGAAAGCGCUUCUGAAAGGGUCACUCUCUGUGUACGAGAGCAAGCAUGUUCAAAGCUAUGUGGUCCGUAUGGGGUUACCUGAAAUGAGAAGCCUCCACAAACAUCAGUCGCCAAUCAGAUGCUUUACAGAUAAUUCUUCGGCAGAGCCGGGGGUGGAAGUUCCGGUGCGACCUUUCUUUGGUGAAGACGUGCCUCAUAUUACUCGUGCCAUGAUGACGUGCGUGCUGUGGGUGUUUUUUUGUAUUUUUUUUUGCAUUGUUGUUGCUUUACAGCAUGUCCGUUGUCCAUGAUCCGUUCACAUGCUAGAUCAAUACUUCAGAAUGAGAGAAUGUCUAGACACUCACCAUGUGAUCCCUGGUUUCCUCUUACCACGUCACCAUUUGUACCCGAAAAAACACUGGCAAUCAAACGCACCCCUGCAACACCGUUUAGAAACCGAAACCCAGCUCUUAUGCAGCAGGAAUUGUGUUUUUGCUUCCAUUUCUCGAACGAACGGAACUGUAACAGAUCUGACAGACUUCGCUGCAUUCAGAUCACUUGGUGGAUAGAUGGACAGAUGAAUGGAUUUAGAAGCAAAAAGCAGGCAGACAGAUGCACAUAUCGAUAAAUUGACAGGUAGAUCGGUGGAAGCGGUGGGUGCCCCUGUCUUGGCAAAGCCUCGGAUUCCGCAUCUGCCACAGUGCCGAUGGAUCCAAAAGGAUAAACCUGGUUGAAGUUACAGUGAGAAGACUGUCUGCGUCCCUUGUUCCUAGUACUACGGCCAGGAGCCCCGUUCGUAGCGUCCUUUGCUCCUAGUAGCGAUGCCAGGGGCCCCGUUCGUAGCGUCCUUGCUCCGUUCGUAGCGGUUUUCUAUCUUUAGAUCACACUUAGUUCCAUUUGACAGGUUGGAGUGGUAAAGGAAAGCGCCAUUCCCCACCCGGCCUGGGUUGCCAUGCAGCCUGAGAUCUCAGGUGAGGCGGCUGGGGCUAUUUGGAGGAGCAACAGCUGUGCAGAUGAGGUAAAAUGGCAAAGUCCUGGUUGGCACGAAGCCAUGAAGAUUGCCCGGGACACGGACAGCUGCGAUGGGGACCUGAACGGCCUCACGGUGAAGGAUGCCACAGACCACUUUGCCAGGCACUGCUGCGCUUCGUAUCCUGCGACCCUCUGCGACAAGGACGCCAGGAAGAUGACGCCUUGCAAGGACGAACAGGACUUCUUGAAGGACAAGGAGUUGCCAGGAGGAUUCUGCGACUUCAGGUCGGUCCCGCCCGCCACGGAUGUUUGCACUGCCCACCAGUGCACCGAGAGUGGCGGCGGUUGCCACUGCCAUGAGCGGGCGCCCUGUGAAGCCUUGGGGGGCACGUGGAAACCCUACACCUGCUCUGACGAGGUGGCUGCUUGGGGUUCAGAAGCCAUGAAAGCACUUCAGGAUGCCGACGAGGGGAAGGCCCAAUGCCCCGAUCUCACGAUGCUCGGUCAGGCCGUGCAGGAUGCGAUCGCCUACACGGCGCAGAAGUGCUGCGCUAGCUUUCCUGCCACAGUUUGCGAUAAGACGGCAAAGAAAAUGACUCCCUGCCAGCACACCAGCGAUUUCUUGCCAGACCAGGUGAUCUGGGCCUACUGCCACGUUGACUACCAGUUCACGCCCAAUGCCACGGUUUGCAAUGCUCAAACAGAUUGCCAGGGUGAUGAGCACUGGUGCCACUGCUGGUCGGAGACGGGCUGCGCAGCAGUGGGAGGCACCUGGAUGGAACAAACCUGUCGGAAGGAAAUUGAUGACUACUGGAGGCCGGAACAGCACAAGGUGCUGCAGUGGGCCGAGGGCAACGGCACCUGCGUGGACCAAGUCAUCGAUGGCUGGGUUCGGGCGGAGGACCAGGUCUGGUUGGCGAGCACCUGCUGCAGCAACUUCCCCUCGACCUUAUGCGAUCACGACGUGGAGCCCAUGACGCCCUGCAAGCGCCACGAGGACUUUUUGGCGACCAAAGUCCGCUACAGCUGGUGCAACGUGUACCCGAGCCCCGAGGAAUCGGCGUGCAUCGCCUCCGGCUGCAAGUACGAACACAGCUGGUGCCAAUGUGAGACAGAGGCUUCUUGCGCGACUGCAGGUGGUCAAUUCCAUAGCACGAAUUGCACCUCCGAGAUCCAGUGGUGGCAAGCGGACACCCACAAGGCCAUCAAGGAAGCCAUUGAUCAGGGGAGCUGCACCGGUGUUGAGACCCGCUGGAGCCCUGUGGAGAACUCUGUGAGCUGGCUAGGCGAGUGCUGCAGCAGUGGCAUGGAUGUUUGCCAGGAGCUCGCGAGCGGAUGAGCGCAGCGAGCUGGUAGAGACAGCCAGAAGGGUUGGAUUCUCAUGGAAAAAUAUGGAAAAAAGAGGUGCUGCUUCCAGCCGAAUAGCGAUGACCUCCAACCUAG